AUGGACCUUCCUGAAACGGCAAGAAGCGCCAUUGACAGAGAUGCAACACAAGGUGCUCGCCAGCUAGCAGAGCACACUGAAAAGAUCACUAGGUCCGCACGGGCUGAUAAUAAAUUAGCCUUUUCCAAGCACUAUGUUCCUCAGUCAAAACGUCCGAUUGUGAAGCCACGACAGGCAUCUGGAACGACUCUUAAAGUUCCUAUGCUGCUAAGUGGGCUGAGCGCUAGCCAUCAAGAGCACGACGUUUCCCAAAAGUCCAGUCGCUUGAUAACGACUGAUCGACUUCACCCUACAUCAGAGCUAGCAAAGAUUUACCAAGAUGGCACCGUUGGUGGAACAGAUGCUAAGUGGCGUGAUGUGGAGCUCAAGGGCUACGAGCCGGGACCACCAGUACGCUAUAUGUCUGCAGCUCAGCGCACCUCUGCGACUCUUAGACUGGGUUCAAGCGGGCGCCCACCCUCUGGUUCAAAGCGCAAUGAUAUUAGAGCCGUUGGGCAGCUUACCUAUGAAGAGACAGAAGCAGGCAUUACCAUGGACCCAGCCAAAAGCUUUCUAAGUGGCUUUGAUGAUAGUCAAAUGGUAGAUGAAAUUCUCACUGAGCGAAAUCUGGCCGGAACCCCUGGUUCAGCAACCCCACGCUCUAAUAGGUCUGGCUCCCGACCUUCCUCUGGUGCACCGACAAUGUCAGAGAAGAUUGGGCGCUUGAUGAGGCCGCGAACAGCAGUACUUGAUCUUGACCUCCCGAGAAUGGAGCACUUUCGGCCAGAUGCACGUGUGGACGCCGUUGUUCAGGCCCUUUCUGAUUUCUCAAAAGAUUAUCCAGUGUACCAGACUGAGGAAAGCUACAACAUCAUUCUUAAGAGCAUUAGUCGAGACUUGUAUAGCUACAAGCUUCUAGCGAGAGGUAUCAUUCCUCCGGAUAUCAGAGAAGAAGGAAGCACAGAGAAGGAACUCAUUCAGUCUAUCCAGUCUUUCAGGAGUAUGCUUUUGAAGGAUGAAAACGAUGGCUUCCUUCCACUAGAGUUUUUCGACGCAGAAGAGAUCUAUGAUAACCAUUCUCCGACUGAGUGGCUCACGAUGCAUCAGCGUACAUUUAAGCUACCUGACGAACAGCGGCUCAAGGGAACACCGGCACGAUCUCGCUAUGUAACCACGGUUGGCGGGCAGACUGUUUUUCUAUUAGAGCCCGUGGUCGUGCAGAAUUACGAUGAAGAGACUAGAUGCUUCGGCGUUCAAUGGUUACCUAAAGGGUCAGUAAUGCUUCCUAGAGAAGAAGAUGACUUGUUGUGUAGACACAUCUUUUGCCUUAGAACUAUAGAUGCAAAUAAUAUCCACAGACUUGACUACACAAAAGAUUCAGUAACCUUUACCGAUUGUCACACGGUGACUGUCGGGGUGACCAAGAAUGUCAAGCGGCUGAACCUGCUUUUCGACGACGAAGAUGAGAGAAUUUGGUGGCAACGAAGAUGGGCUGCCCACAUGCUUCGCCGGAAAAUUGAAGCAGUGUCUAAGCUUGGGCUUUUUCUUAAGAUCUACAUGGAGAGGGCUCUGAAGUUUAAGACUAUGCGCACCGAGCUCAGCUGUUAUGCGCCCACUCAUAUUCCUCCCGAUUUUGAAGCAACUCCGCUUCUCGAGAUACUCUCAGACGUUUCGGGUCCAACUUCUGAAAUAAUAGACAACAUAUUUCAUAAGUACUGCUUAAGCAAUCCCUUAUUUGUGAGCUUCUUCCUCAGUCAUUUAUCAAAGGCGGAUUACUCUAAGGCACUGACUCGUGCAGAGCAGUUGGUGCCAGACGUCACAGCCAAUAUUAUCGAGUCCAACAUGUUAGCAAGCAUCGACUACCUUCGCCGCUCUGCACGGUUUGAUUCUAGUAUCCAAACAAUCGGAUUAUGCGCGCCAUUCUUCAUAACUGAAGGCGAUAAGUUCAAGCUCCUUACACAGAAGCGCUUCAUAGCCACCCUUUCGGGCGAGUUUCUCCCUUCCCAGCCAGUAACAAGUAUUCUGCGCUAUCUGAAACGUCGUUGCCGUCAGGAACGCCGCCUUUUCUCGGUAUGUGCUGGCUAUAACAAGGCCUACAGACUCCUUCAAGAGGAGUGUCUCUCACUUCAGUGUAUGGAAGGGCUCCUGCUUUUCAAUGUUGCUGGGGUUGCUCCGUUUAUUGCCCAGGAUCAGAUUUGCGUUAUCAAGUCGGGCAUAGGAGGUGGAAUCCAAGCAGAUAAGGAGUCUUAUCGAAUAAAGCUCAUAGUAGAAGAUGAUGAGACAAAGCCCAAGCCAAAGCAAUCUGGAAAACAGAAGGUAUCAUCUGGAAAACGAAAACUAGCUGUAGCAACAGAUCAAGAUGAGAUAGCCAGUGAUGUAGAGAAUGCAGACAAAAAUGCCGAAGAAAAAAGUGACGACAGUACAGAUGACAUGACAAACAUCCCAUUCUAUGCCGCACCUCUUUCAGUGGCCAAAAAUACGUUGGAUCUGGGUGUCGUCUCUCCAGGCUGUCCAUUUCUUCUUGAUCGUUUCGUACUUAUGUCCAGGUGUCAUAGAGCACGCAUGAUUAGCUAUCUUCGUGAUACUUUGCACGUUGAUCUUUCAGCGUCAAUUCUUUUGGCGUUGAACGAGGUUGGGAUAGAUGUUUAUAUUCCAAAUAGGUUGCUGAAAGAAUACAUUGACUACGAGUCGCAGAUUCAUGGCUACGAGCUUUAUAUGGAGUUAUACGGAGAUCGCUACCUGUUUGACAACGCCAUGGAGCCUGUUCAGAUGCUUAUGCUAACAGGAACUGAUCGCAAUGAUCUACAAGGAUCGGCAGCUAUGCUGCGGAGUGCUACUGCCAAUGCCUCGCUCUUGGAUGUUAAAACUCCUGACGAGGACAAAGCCGUCACAGACCUUUUGCACGUUAAUGAAAUAGAUGAGCUAAGACGCUCCAUUAUAGGAUUUGAUAGUAAAAGCCUUGCAAUCACGAUUACAGAUCGUUUGAACAAGCUAAGAACUACGAAUACACUUGUGGAUGACCCUGCUAUGUCCGUGGGUGCCACAACUAAAGAUAAGACUACCAAAUUAAAUCAAAGAAUGACGGAGGACAGCGACACAUCAAACUUCUCCAUGUUUAGCGACAUGCGUCCAUCCAAUACUGUUAAUAACGAAUCAAUGAGUCUCAGAAAGGCUUGUCAGAAACACCGGCCUCAACCGCGCUCAGGAACACCGACCGAAUAUGAUAAUAGCGUAGCCUUGAGCUCAAAUUUAGAGAACGACAUUUUAGAUGGCUCUACUCUGGAGCAGCGAGCCUCUGUGUUGGUCACUGACACCCAUAAUAAUAGUGCGAAAUACUUGCUCAACGGAAACCUUUCGGCAAGAGGCCGUGUGCGGGAUUCAGCCGAUCUCCUGGCGUUUUCGCGGCUCGUUAACAUGAUGAGAUAUGAUAGUAUUAUGGAGGUCAGUAAGAACAGCAUUUUCCGCUAUAUGGAUAUGUUGCACUUAUUCAAAGGAUCCAAUAGAAUCAGCUAUAACUCUGUCAAGGAGCAUAUUACCUCCAUGUUUAGCAACUUCUCCAAAAAACGCUUCUCUGUUCAAGAGGCCAAAGAUAUCAUAGACAAGGCUGCGCAGCCUAUAUUUGAGUACGUGCCAUCCACUAUGGUAACUAGCUCCCUCAUUCAGCUCUUUAUUGACUUUGAUGCUGUUGUGCGCGACAUUGCACCCCUCGAUAAGAUGACCACUGGAACGAUUCAAACGUUCACCUCCUUUAGCCUCACAGAUUCAAAGCUAGACUCACUGAGCCCAUCCAAGACAUAUCCUGCCUCUGCUAUCUCUCAAGGCCUUGACAUACCUUUGAUUGAUGCAGACUUUGAUAACAUGCCGACAAGACCUGUUGUGACUAUUGAUGAAUUCAUGCAAAACUUGGAUAUGGCUCCCCAGGCAUCCAUGACCUCUACAUCCAUGAUAACGGAGCAGCAGGAGCAUGUGUACUCGAGGCACACCCAGUUUAAUGCAUACUCUAACUAUGUAGAGAAUUUGAAGGUUCACUUUAAACGUGCGCAGUACCCGACGCUUGUUGGCCUAGAAUUCUCCAUCUUUCCCUCUAUCUCCGCAAUAGAAUCUGCAGUGUAUGACAAUUAUGCUCAAAUCAUUCAGACAACAUGUGAGAUACCACUGAUAGAAACAUCCAUGCCCUGCUUUGAGGGCGAUCCAUACUACGCUAAAACUGGCACCCUGCUCGGGCCUGAUCCCGUGCAUAGUCCCUGGCUUAAGGAGAAGCACGAGGAGCUGCUUCAGUAUCUCCACGAAUCGUCCGUCGGGCCGCAGUGCGUCUUGGAGGUGCUUCGGGCCAUAUAUCGCCAGCUGUUCCUCGUGGACCAUACUGAUUAUAUAGAUAGAGAAAGCUUUCAGUCAUUCUUACAGCAGAACAGUACGUUUAGCGAGAUAGACUAUUUCGUUAAGCUAAUGCCUCCGUUAGAUGAGUUCCAUAACGUUGCACUGGUGGAAGAGGACGUUAACAACGAAGAGGAUCUCUUCCUUGUUGGCUUUGACGGGUGGGACUAUGACUUUGUCGAUAGCGAGCAGCAGAAGCGUAACUUGAAGGAGGCCGAAAAUAAGGAGCGGGCACAGGCUGCAAAAGAAAAGCAUCACGAUCAUGAGUCUAGCGAGGCAGAUGACGCAGAUGACGAGAACGAUGAUCAACACGACGACGCACUGAAGGCACCUACCACUACCGAACAUGGAGGGACCGGAGAUGCAAGGGAACAGGCCGUCACCGUUAAGAUAAAUAACACCUGCUUGUCACUGAGGGACUUACGGAGCUUUCUGCUCAAAUACACAGCACUAAAGGAGCUCUUGCGGAAGUUCCCACCCAAGAUAAACUGCGGGCUUUAUCAGGUGGAUUGCACAAAGAUACUCGAUAUUUUUGUAAAGCGUUGUCAGAUGCUGCGUGCCCAGGUGGCGAGGGUCAUUCACUUCCGUGCCAUUGGCUACUCCAAUCGCUUGAUUCAAGAGUGGGACGAGCUGAGGGACAAAAUGACCACAGAUACUACCACCUCCACAGCCAUAUAUGCAGAAAUACGCGCAUAUGUCAAUAAUAUAGAAGCAACAGUCGCUGCCAUGCAAAAGCGCCAUCAAAUUCUAGAUAGGUACAUGGGUGUUUUGGACGAAUUUAGCAUCUCAACAUCAGACUUUUAUAAGUGUCUUAAUCAUUAUGAGGAGACACUUGUCAAGUUUGCGCUGGAGAAGUCUCAGGGACAAUACAGCAAGCUGGUUGACAAGUACAAGACACGCGUGGCUUACCUUUAUAAUACACCAGAUAAAUAUGGGGACAAGGACCUUGCCACAUUGUACUGGACAGUCCGGGCAAAACCAGUGGGAGUCAUUAACAGCAAGGAGGGUGCUGAGCGGAGACUCCAGGAAGCAUUUGCUAUCCUGGCGAAGGUGAAGGACGCAGAGCGCGCAGAUCUAGCAGAGCUCAUGGCAAAAUAUAAGGCAAUGACUGUCAGCUUUGCUCAGCGCGCAAAUCUCAACGAAGCACCACAGUUUGCCGAUGAGCUAGUCAGCAUACAGAACUACCGUGAGAAAAUAGACCAGAAGGUGGAGGUUUUCUUACUCGAGGAAUCUCAGUUGGGCUUCCAGCCCAGUGAGUUUAAGAACUAUGAGCUCACAAACGAGGACUUCCAGAUCUUUAAAGACCUCUGGACCAUAGUAUCCUCAUUUACACACAAUUAUCCCAUGUGGUUCAGUGGAACGUUUAUCGACUUGGACCCUCGUCAGAUUUCCACCAGUAUCAAUGAAUGGGCAGGGAAUCUCCUACGUCUGCAGAAAACGUUAGCCAAGAUAGGGCGAACGGCAGGAACCUACACAAAGAUAAAGGACAAGGACAGAGCAGCAUGCUGCCAAGAUAGCAUCUCCAUCACCGUCGAGAUUAUUGCGAAGCUAGACGAAUUUCGAGGCAUUAUGCCCCUGAUCGAGUCUCUCCGUAACCCUGGUCUUAAGCCACAUCACUGGAAAGAAGUUAGUGCUUUAAGCAAGUCUGGAGUAGCUAUCCAGCCAACAGCUAGUCUUACAUUAGUUCAACUCAUUGCCGACGGCUUUUUGGAGCCAAAAACUCUUGAGCGUGUGGUAUACAUUUCAACCUCAGCAACUAAGGAGUUCGCAAUAGAAAAGAGCCUGGACAAGAUGACCCAGGAUUGGAAGAGCGUUAAUCUGGACAUGAAGUAUUAUGGAAAACACGAGGUUAUAGAAGCGUCAAACAGCAAAGGUGAUGAGCAAAAAGUCAGAGUCUACAAGUAUUACAUUGUGAAGACGUUCGAUGAAAUUCUCCUGCUGUUAGACGAGCAGUUCUCUACCCUUCAAGGUAUGCGCGCAUCCGCUCAUGCAGCCAAGUUUGAAGCACGACUUCUUGGGAUGGAGAAGAAGCUCGUCUAUCUUCAAGAUAUCGUGGAGGAAUGGACUCGUUUCCAGCGUCUCUGGAUGUACCUGGAGCCCAUAUUUACAUCGGAUGAUAUUAAACGGCAGCUGCCAGAGGAGUCAGUGAUGUUUGCCGAUACAUGCGUGUUCUGGGCUGACCAGUCUUCGGAUGCAUACAGAUCUCCCGCUGCAAUGGCCUUAGCCGGGCGCGACUAUGCGGUAGAAAAAUUUAGACAUAAUUUCAAGCAGCUAGAGAUCGUUAAUAAGCACUUGUCCAGCUAUCUUGAGAACAAAAGAAGGUCAUUUGCAAGAUUCUUCUUCCUGUCAGACGAGGAGCUACUGCAAAUUCUUGCGCAAACACGUGAUCCAGAGGCGGUUCAGCCGCAUAUCUCGAAGUGCUUUGAAGGGAUCAAGUCUCUCGGCUUUAGGCUUGAUGCAGAAGGGAAGAAGGAGAUAUUUAGUAUGAUCUCAGCAGAAGGUGAGGAGAUUACGUUCGAUGGAGCUAUUGUUCCGCAGGGAGACGCAGACGUGUGGCUCGGAGAGAUAGAGAAAAUGAUGAAGACAGUUCUCAAGCUUCUAAUUAAGCAGGCUUUUAAUGACUAUAAGCAGAAUGUCUCCGAUUUUGAGUCUCUUGAAGAGCUCAACAAGAUGCAAAUAGCUCUUCAAAACACGCUUCCUCCAGCCAUAGACGAACCUAGGGGUAGAAAGAAAAAGGCAAAAGCAGACGCUGCAGAAGCUGCUGCAGAGGAGGCAAAGCUAGAGGAACCGCUCGUUCAAACCUACUCCGACAUCAUCAUGGCGCCGCGCGAACAGUGGAUAACUAGGUGGCCUGCACAGGUGAUCAUUGUUCUUGGACAGGUUAUUUGGACGCAUGAAACAACCGUUGCAAUCAAAAAGCAGGAAGAUCUAUACAAGCGCAGUUUGGAGGAGUACAUGUUAAAGCUUAACUACGAUAUAGAUAAGAUUGUGCGAUGGGUAGGAUUUAUUCCGGGAAGCACAGAAGAAAAGGUCCCCAUUUCAAAGAAUAUCCGAGCAUUGCUAGUCAUCCUUUUGACCCUACAUGUCCAUAAUCGCGAUGUUGUCGCGAAAAUACAGAAGGCAUUCUUUAAUAAAAACGCUUCUAUCGACUAUAGCUUUAUUUGGGAGGCAGAGCUCAAGUUUAAGUACAAGCUUUUAGAGAAUGAACGAGCCCCCGCAGACGAUUACGCUCUCUACACAAAACAGGUGAAUGCAGAAAUCCCAUAUGCAUACGAGUAUAUGGGCAUUGGUACCCGGCUUACUAUUACGCCUCUUACGGAGCGAUGCUACCUGACCCUGACAUCAGCGAUUGUCAGCUUCUACGGCGGUGCUCCACAAGGUCCUGCUGGCACAGGAAAAACAGAGUCAACCAAGGAUUUGGCAAAAGCCAUCGGCAUACAGUGUGUUGUUUUCAACUGCUCAGAAGGCCUAAACACAGCCUCCAUGGGCCGCAUGUUCAAAGGCUUGGCGAUGUCUGGAGCUUGGAGCUGCUUCGAUGAAUUCAACCGCAUUGAUGUGGAGGUUCUUUCUGUUAUCGCUCAGCAGAUUUUGACGAUUCAACGUGCCAUUAGCAUGCGACAGAGGCGCUUUAUUUUCGAGGGAGCCGAUAUUAGCCUCAACUCCAACUGCGCUGUGUUCAUCACAAUGAAUCCGGGCUAUGCUGGUCGUGCCGAGUUGCCAGACAAUCUGAAGGCCCUGUUUCGGCCUAUCUCCAUGACGGUCCCAGACUACUCCUUGAUAGCCGAGGUCAUGCUAUUUGCAUGUGGAUAUCGCGAUGCAAGCAAGUUAGCUGUUAAGCUGUGCAUGAGCCUGAAGCUCAGCUCUGAGCAGUUGUCGAAGCAGGAUCACUAUGACUUUGGCAUGCGUGCACUGAAGAGCAUACUGUCCGCUGCUUCCCUUCUUAAGCGGCUUUACUAUUUAGAGCGUGAGGACAAGCUUUGUCUUCGAGCGCUCAACUCCGUCAAUGUACCGAAGUUCCUCCAGCAAGAUGUAGUGCUAUUUGAGAACAUAGUCAGCGAUCUCUUUCCAGAGUGCUUUGCCGAUAAAGUACGAGAUAGUGGCAAGAAAAAAUCACGGCUUACGAGCGCAAAACCAGAGUCCCCUCAGACCAAGGCGAAGGACGAAACUUUGGAGAAUGAGGCUUUACUAAGUAACCUUAUAGAACAAGCAGGGUUACCCGAGGUCAUCGAUCUCCACGAAGAUGAAUUAGAUGGUCAAGAAUUCGACAUCGGAUAUGUUUCAAAAGACAUAGAUGCAGAGGACUUGCUUCGUCUGUUUAUUGGAGCUGUACUGAGAGAAAAGCACCUCCACGAUUCUGUAGAUUUUAUCGAGAAAACAAUGCAACUUUACACAACACUAUCCGUUCGUCACGGGCUGAUGAAUGUUGGCAGAACAAUGUCAGGCAAGUCAACGAUCACAGACGUUCUCUCCGUGGCCCUCGGUAAUGUGCGUAAGUUCUUCACUAAAUACCCGGAGUUCGCGUCCCGCUUUUCACAUGAGGCAUAUCCACUUUUCUACCCUGUCCAGGUGUACAAGCUUAACGCAAAGUCGAUCACUAUGUCAGAGCUCUACGGAAGCUUCUCAGACGUUAGCAACGAGUGGUCUGACGGGAUAGUGAGCUCCAUAAUGCGUGAGUGCAUCAAGGAAGAGGCUGAGUAUCGUCUAAAGUGGAUAUUAUUUGACUCUCCCGUUGACGCUCUUUGGAUCGAGACCAUGAACACUGUUUUAGAUGACAACAAGAAGCUGUGUCUUACGUCUGGUGAGAUAAUUACAAUGACUGCUAACAUGACUAUCUUCUUUGAGGUUAUGGACCUAAGUCAGGCCUCACCCGCUACCGUUAGUCGGACAGGCAUGAUUUACUGUGACCGCACGCUUAUUCCACUUUUCAAUCUCUUUGUAGCUUUAAUGCAUCGCUAUCUUCCCCAGUGGUUCUUGGCUCUGGAGAUAAACACUGCAGCUACUUGGCCGUACUUCAAAGUAGUAGAAAACCCAAAUUACCAGCCAGCAGAAGGAACCCAACCUAUCCCGCCCGAAGAGCUUUUGAUGUUCCGUGCUAUGAGCGACAUCCAAUUGGCUGGCAGUUCUAACCCAUCGGCACGUGCUAUUUUAGAAGGGUAUCCCAAUCCAAUCAUGACUUGCAAGGAGAGGUUAGAGAAUUUGUUCCGUUGGCUCUUCAUUCCGCUUGCCACCACGCUAAUAAAGAUUCGCAAGCCGACUAUCUAUGCAACCACUCAUACAAUGGUGCUCACACUUAUCAAGAUAAUGGCGUCGCUUCUAUCGCACUAUACCGCGCCAGCUUCUGAUGUCGUUCUAAAUGAAGAGGAGAUAGAUGAAUAUAAAAAGCGCCUGCCGCCACUAAAGGACCCUGGUGUGCUAAUAGACGCUCUAUUUGUCUUCUCUCUGACGUGGUCUGUCGGGUCCUUUGGGGACCUAGAAACGCGUGCCCUCUUUGGAAAGCUGUUCCGGCAUCUUGCAUAUGACGUCCCGGCUGUUGCUUUGGCCAACGCAGUUUCAGCAGGUGCGACUCUUCCACCACCUAAAGAUCCCGAUUUAGAGCAAAAGAUAAUGUAUGGUACAAAGCAGCCGACGAUAAGUGGGUUCAAACUGGGCAAGCAGGAGCAUGAGGCAAUUUCUGCGAGAGCUUCAUCGGUGGAACAGUUCUAUCCAUCACUAAUGCCAGAUUUCAUGCAGUACGACAUAUAUAUUUGGCCAAUGAGUACGCCCAUCCCUUACACAGACGAUGAACGUGAAGCAGACCGUCCUGGAUAUGUCUGUCUUCCGCAUGACGUUUUCAUUAUUUCUAAGACUGCAAAGCAAUCUUUGGUGCCCGGAGAAUCCAAAGAUGCAGGUGAUACAUCUAUUACUCCUGUCGUGCUUGCGCAAUCACUUGAACUGCAGUGGGUGCCAUGGUGCAAUAGCGUUCACUUUAUCCCUACACCAGAGAUUACGUGCACCACAAACUACAUUGAUACGGUUGUCCCCCACAACGACUUCACCAGCCUUACAGCUAUUCUCAACAUCCUCAGCUCCUCGGGCUUCCCUACUCUGCUAGCAGGUCCGGGCGGGUCUGGGAAGUCGACUAUUGUCAAGAAGUUAGUUGACCUACGGUCAAAUGACAUUCUUCUUAAGUGCUGUCUUACAGCAAACACAACCUCUGGGCAGCUUCGUUCUAUUGUUGAUUCAAAGUUAGAAAAGCGUAGGCGAGGCGUGUACUCAUUUACGCGUGGAAAAAAGGCUGUUUUCUUCGUCGAUGACGCACACAUGCCCGAAAAAGAAAAGUAUGGAGCACGCCCUCCGCUUGAGGUCAUCCGCCAGCUCUUGGAAGACUAUGGGUGGUACGACAUCGAGGGAGGCUUCUUUAAGAAAAUCAUUAACAUGACGUCGAUUAUUGGCUGCACCACAAACGGCGAGAAUAUAGACGACAUACUUCCGGAACGUCUGGUACAUCACUGCUGCACCAUUUCCGUUCCGGAGUCUGCUGACGAAUCCUUUAAGACAAUAUUUACGACUCUUAUAAAGCCGCUCUUUUCAGUGAUUUCCAAUCCUGCUUCAGGGUACAUGGAACCCAUCAUAUCUGCUUCAAUUCAGUUGUACAGGAAUAUCUGCAAAGAAUUUAGACCCACACCUGUACACCCGCACUACAUUUUCUCUCCUCGAGACUUGAGUAAGGUGUUUCAAGGAAUUAUGUUAGCGGUUAAGAAUGCAGCUGUUACGUCCCAGAACUUCAACGCCUACUAUUCUCAAGAAAUUCCCAUUGUAUCCCUUUGGGUGCACGAGUGCACCAGAGUCUUUGCAGACAGGCUCGUGGACACCGAUGAUGAGAGUAAGUUCUUUACUCUACUUUCUACCGCCUGGCGCACGUGUCCUGUCACAGGAAGUCAUCCCCCUGAAAUUAAAACGAUCAUUCCGGCUGCAAUGCAAUCUGGUACUGGAAUAGAGGUAUAUUUUGGUGGCUGCCAUGCUCAGGCAGACGAAAUACCGUACAUGCAGCUUAACAUAGAAGCUCCAGAGGAGAGGGAGAAAAUUGAAGCAUAUUACUACGAUAGCCUUGAGUCAUUCAAUCGGUCGGUAGGUGCCGUUGGCAAAAUGAAAUUGGUGCUUUUCAAAUAUGCCCUUGUACACCUCAUACGUAUCGCCCGAGUGCUUUCGAUGGAUAGGGGUCAUGCCCUCUUGAUUGGAAUGCCGUCCUCUGGAAAGCGCUCUCUAACUCGGUUGGCAGCCGCCAGUCUAGCCAACUACUAUAACAGUAUGGAGCAGAUCACAGGCCCGAGCUAUGUUUACACUAGACCAUCUAGCAUCAAAAUCUUAGAGCCCUCUGGCAAAAGUGACUUUAUAGAUUGCAUCAAGGAUGCAAUUCGUUUUGCAGGCGUGGAUGCUAAUCCAACCCUUCUGAUUGUUCAGGAAGCCCUUGCAGAUAACUACGGACUAGAAUGCAUCAACUUUCUUGUUAACCUGGGAGAAAUACCGAAUCUCUGGGCCGCAGAUGAGAUUAAUAACAUAUGUGAGGUAAUGAUUGCGGAUUUGCAGAAGAAUAAGAAAGAGGGAGAAGGAGGAGAGGAUAUAAGCAAAGCACGAGUGUUUGAAGUGAUUGCUGACCGCGUUGUGCGAAAUAUGCACAUAGUGAUUGUGACGACCCCAGAGUCUCCGUCGCUUGAUAGACUAGUCACCUCUUUCCCCUCUCUCAUCGGUUCCCUCUCUGUCAACUGGUUCCACCCAUGGGAAACGGAUACAUUGCGAAAUAUCUCUAACUUCUAUCUCUCGGAGCAUGCGCAAUCCAAAGCAAUCACAGAGCUUCUUGUUACCAUGCACAGGGAUGUUGAGACUCUAAUACAUCGUAGCUAUCCAUCUUUGUCCGCAUCUCCAGCCACAUUUCUGGGGAUACUAAACACAUUUCAAUCCUUACUUACCCAGCUCACAGGAAAGCUGGACAGCGGAAAUGUACGCUAUUCAAAUGGCAUUGCGCGUUUAGCAGAGACAGAAGAAGCUGUGGGAGCUCUGAAGGAAGAGCAGACAGCAAAGCAGCCUAUUCUAGCAGCAGCACAAAAGGAGGUCAACACAAUGGCUCGAAACAUAGAUGCCCGAAAGAUCGACGUCGGAAAGGUUAAGGAGGUGGUAUCUGCUGAGGAGGCUGUUGUUAGCAAGGCUUCUGCGGAAGCUGACGCUCUUGCCGAAGACUGUGCAGAAGAGUUGCGUAAAGCAGAGCCGCUUGUUUACAGAGCGACAAAGGCGCUAAACGCACUCAAGCCAUCUGAUGUUAAUGAAGUUCGUUCCUUAGCCACGCCUCCUAAGCUUGUGCGUUUCGUAAUGGAUGCAAUCUGCAUCGUUAAAGGGAUUAAGAUAUCCAGCGCACCAGAUGCAGACAAUUGGCCUAUAGCUCAGAAAAUGCUCCGUGCCAACGGCUUCCUCCAAUCGCUAAAAAGCUAUGACGCUGAGAAAAUGCCAGAUGCAAUAGCGGCAACCCUGCAGAAGACAUAUCUUUCCUCAUCAGACUUUGACCCGGUAGCUGUGCAGAAGUCUUCCAUUGCUGCAGCAGGACUGUGUGAGUGGGUCCAUGCCAUUAUAGCAUAUUAUAAUGUCAUGAAGGAUGUCAACCCUAAGCGGCAAAAGCUGGCUUUGGCUAAUGCUGAGGCAAAGAAGCUCCAGGAUGAGCUUGCUGUUAAACAAAAGCAGCUUAAAGACGCAGAAGAUGAGCUUUCCGGACUGGAGGCAGAGGCAGCAAAGGCACAGAAGGAGCUACAACGUCUCUCGUCAGAGUUUGAGCUUUGUACAAAUAGAUUGACCCGUGCAGAGGGCCUAAUUUCAGGCCUCUCGGGAGAAAAAGUACGGUGGAGCGCGGAGAUAGAUAAGCUAGAAAAGCAGAAAACCAACAUCUUGCCAACUGCGGUCUCAGCCACCUCAUUUUGCGCAUGUCUCGGAGGAAUAGAUUUUGCUGAUAGAGACUCUCUCUACAAGAAGUGGUCAGCAGAGAUCUCUGCAACAUUCCCGGGAGUCGAGGAUUCCAUUAAGAAUUUCAAGCUGCAUGAAACGUUAGCAGAGCAGGCCUUUAUAAGUCGGUGGGUUAGUAAUGGCCUUCCUCGUGAUUCAUUUAGCUUAACAAGCGCCUGCAUCGCAAUGUCUAGCAAGAAGGUGCCUUUGCUUAUUGAUCCGCAAAAUCAGGCGCGUAAGUGGGCUGCAACUUGCUUGGGUCAGGACAUGCGUCAGCAGCCAUCCGUGACUUCUCAGGUCAUCCGCAUAGCCGACCCCAAUCUCCACAAAGUUAUAGAGCAGUGUCUCCGAACAGGUACAAUGCUCAUUAUUGAGGGCAUUAGCAACAACUCGUUCAUCCGUAAUGAUGCCCGCAUUAAGGCAGCUAUUGUGGCCCAUAAUCUUAUUAUGUCUCUGACAUUGCAAUCUGAAGAGCUUAGAGCAGUGGAAGUACGGUUUGGGGAUUCUACCAUAGAAGUUCCCCCGACGUUUGGUCUCAUUCUGGUCAGCAUGUGCGACAUCCACAUCCCUCCGGACUCCUUCGGCGACUUCACAGUUGUGACCUUCAAGGCGACAAAGGAGGCACUGGAGGACCUUCUUCUAUCUGUUGCGGUGGAGUGCGAAAAACCAGAACUGGAGAAUCAGCGAAAGCAUCUACAAGCAGCAGCGGCAGAGGAUGCGACCACGCUUUUGACUCUAGAGACACAGCUGUUGAAUCUAUUGUCGGAAUCGCAAAACAGCGAGGAGGGCCAAACCCUUUUGGACAAUGCUGUCCUUGUUAACGCACUGAAUGAGACCCAGCAGCGCGCGCUCGAUAUCUCUCGGCGCAUGAUCAAGGCAGCCAAGACAUCUGCCGACAUAGAUGCGGCGCGAGUGGGAUACAGAUCUCUGGCGAAUGACGCCAGUGCCCUCUACUUUGCCUUCCAGAGACUCGUGCAACUUGACUCGAUGUAUGAAAACUCCCUGCAGAACUUCAUAGCUCUAUUCCGCAGUGUUGUUACUGCUGGAAAGAGUAUUGAAUCUGCAGACAGGCUCCACAUCAUAUCCCGUAACUUUGCAGAGAAGCUCUACACGUACGUUUCUCGCGGCUUGUUUGUGCGCCACAAGCUAGCAUUUGCAUUUGAUAUAUGUCUCAGCCUCCAGAGAACCAGCGGCGAGAUUAGCAAUGAGCAGUUCAAUCUGCUAUUGGGCGCCCUGGGCGGGACCAUUCCAGCCAAGGAAGCUCCCUCGUCCAAGCUCCUUAGCUCUGUAACCGACGACGAGUGGACUCUCUUUUCUGCGGCAUGCAGUAGUAGGGCCUUUGAUGCCCUUGCACUGGAUGCGGAUAGCAUCGAAAGGUACUCCAAGCUUCUUGGGUCUUCCCCGUCCUCCACCUCCACUACCGUUGUAGAUCGCACUUCGGACUUAAGACAGACGGACCCGUUGGCAUAUGUCAUCUUCUGUGCAUGCCUGGACCGAAAGAAUCUUCUUGAAGCCGUCAAGGCGUACAUUCGCGCUGCCCUGGGACCAGAGUUCGUCAAUACUGAAGCGGCGAACAUCGUAGACAUCUGUGCAGAGGCUACGAACACAACACCGGUUAUAGUGCUCCUCAGUCCAGGCUCCGAUCCGUCAAAUACAAUCAUGGGUCUUGCGGAUGCAAAGUCCAUUAGGGUGCACAGCGUGUCGCUGGGCCGGGGCCAGGGGAUUAUUGCAGAGAAGGCAAUUGCGGAGGCCAGCAUCAACGGAGAGUGGGUCCUUUUAGGAAACACACACCUCGCCGGUUCGUGGCUCCAGAGGCUGGAAUCCAUCUGUGACGCCAUCAGCGACAGGAGCUACAACCCUCGUGGAGCUGAGCAGAGUCGUUCAGACCCGACCGUUAAGUCCGAUAAGAAGCAGAAAACACCAGCCUUUGAAAUUCAUAAGGACUUCAGGCUUUACCUCACAACCAUACCGUUCCCGCAAUUCCCCUCUUCUAUCACACGCAACAGUACGAAGGUCUCAACAGAGCCUCCUCUUGGGCUCAAGAACAGCGUCCUGCGGCUCUUUAACAGCUACGAAGAGGCUGAGCUUUCGGUAGCCACCACAAUCUUCAAGAAGGCAGAGCAGGAUGGUUUUGCUGGAAACUUCGAUGCGCUCCGGGCAACGGACCCCCUGAAGAUCGCAUAUGUGGCCGACAGAAAGUACAAGAUGCUCCUCUGGAACCUCUCCCUGUUCUUUUCGGUUGUUUUGGAGCGCCGGCGAUUCGGCACCAUCGGUUUCAACUCGCCUUAUGACUGGUCCGACCCAGACCUGCACAUAUCCAAGACGCAGCUGCUUACUAAGUUCCAGGAGAUUGCAAUCUGCGAUCCAGCCAGCUUCCAUACAAAGGUUAACGCCGCUAUGGCAGCCCUCAGGUUCCUGACCGCAGAGAUCAACGUCGGUGGCCGCGUAUCGGAUGGAAAGGAUAGGCUCUGUGUCAAUUCAUUGAUGUCUGCCUUUUAUGCCGACGAUUUGAAGUCUCUAGGAAAGACUGUUAACGACACAUACGGAUUCCCCUCCCAUCUGUCGAUCACCCGCGAGAACAUUAUCGAGCACGUCACAGAAAAGUGGCCAGAUAACGACCUGCCCGAAAUAUACGGGCUAGACAGCAACGCUACCAUCUUUCUGGCGCAAAACUCCGGAAAGGAGCUUUCUGACAUUAUGCUGAAGAUGCACAGCCACUCAGAAGGCGGAUCUGCCACGCGCUCGCCCAGCUGCUCCACUGGAGGCGAGCUGGCACAGAUCAACGCCAUUCUUAACGGUCUGCCGGCCCUGUUUGACGAGGAGGCGGUGAACGAGAAGUACCCCACCAACUACUACCAGUCCAUGAACACAGUCCUUGUGCAGGAGUGCGCUCGCUAUAACAAGCUGCUGCGGAUAAUGAGGAGCACCCUGGUCAACGCAGAGCGGGUGAUCAAGGGGCUCAUUAUCAUGACGAAGGAGACAGAGGGAGUCCUGGACGCGAUGCAGCUGAACCAGGUGCCGAGCGUCUGGGAGGCGACCGCGUGGCCAUCAGUCAUACCCUUGUCGCGGUGGAUUGUGGAUCUGCAGGAGCGCGUGAGCUUUAUCAGAAGCUGGACCGUAGAAGGGGUUCCCAAGGUUGUCUGGUUCUCCGGCUUCAGCUAUCCGCAGGCAUUUCUGACGGGCAUUCUACAAAACUACGCCAGGCGUGCUAAGAUAGCAAUCGACGAGCUGGUCUUCGACUUCCAGGUAACCAGCGAGCCCGUGGAACUGGAGCAUGCCAUGACAAUAUCCGGGCUCUUUCUCCAGUGCGCCUCCUGGUCGGAAGCGGGUCUCGCCGAUGCUCGGCCAAAUGUCCUCUUCGAGGAGAUGCCGAACAUCGUGCUAAUCCCAACCAGAAAUACAGACCUUGAAGUCAGCAAUCGUUACCCAUGCCCAGUCUACCGUACAAGCCUCCGCCGGGGAGUUCUGACGACCACCGGGCACAGUAGCAACUACAUAUUGGACGUUCUUCUGCCAAGCAACGAGCAUGUGAACAAGUGGAUACGCCUUGGUGUGGCGCUGUUCCAGCAGAAGGAUUAG
Messenger RNA from Giardia duodenalis, 16896 nucleotides. RefSeq names its product Dynein heavy chain. The transcript has a single exon. Gene Ontology annotation, biological process: microtubule-based movement. NCBI's taxonomy places the organism in Eukaryota, Fornicata, Diplomonadida, Hexamitidae. Gene Ontology annotation, cellular component: dynein complex. Gene Ontology annotation, molecular function: ATP hydrolysis activity; ATP binding; dynein light intermediate chain binding. The record is from RefSeq and is a predicted model, not a curated record. Bases 1 to 16896 code for a protein of 5631 amino acids.